Molecule: messenger RNA, 1020 nt
Organism: Strongyloides ratti
Lineage: Eukaryota; Metazoa; Nematoda; Chromadorea; Rhabditida; Strongyloididae
Product: Integrase, catalytic core domain and Ribonuclease H-like domain-containing protein
Exons: 1
Coding region: 1-1020 (339 amino acids)
Biological process (GO): DNA integration
Molecular function (GO): nucleic acid binding
Source: RefSeq, a predicted model, not a curated record
AUGGUAAAUGACAAACUCCAAAUAGGGGAUGAAAUUUUUGAAGAUUGGGAAGAUGAAUUAAAAAUAUACAUUAAAACAUGCAAAGAAUGUCAAAUGAGAAAUGUAAACACGAAAAGGCAUGAGAAGAAUAAAACAAUUAAAAUGGAGGCACCAAACAUACACAUAAGUAUUGAUAUAAUUGGGCCAUUAAAUCAAAAAUCAAAUAAAAAUCAUAAAUAUAUUUUCACAAUUAUGGACGAUUUUUCACGUUACACUUAUGCGGUUCCAAUAGAAAAUUAUCAAUUUAACACUAUUAGUAAAGAAUUACUUCAUUACUUUUGUUUAUUCGGGUAUCCAAAAAUUAUAAAAAGUGACCAAGGUAGAAAUUUCAUACCAGAAGAAUUAAAUCAAUGGUUAUCUAGUUUGAAUAUAAUACAUGAAUAUACAAAACCUUAUCAUAAAAAGGGUAAUUCACUAAUUGAAAAAGCUCAUAAAUGGCUAGAAGAUGGGAUAGCAAAAAUUUCAAGAAAUAAUUCUACAAAUUGGGAUGAAUAUAUAGAAAGAGUCAUAUUUGCAUAUAACGCUACAAGAAAUGAAAGUAGUGGUAGAAGCCCAUUUAGUUGUAUGUUUUUGAGGGAACCUGUAAUGCCUUUGGACAAUCAUCUACUUACCUAUUCAGUAGGAUUACAUGAUAAGUCAAAAGAUUUAUAUGAAUUAUACAAAAUAGCUGCUGAAACACAUUUUGAUACAAAUCAAUUCAUAGAAGGCACACGCAAUAAAGAAAAUUCAAAAGGAUUGAUAAAGAAGUCACAAAAAUUCAAAGAAGGAGAUUACAUACUUAUCAAAAGACCUGAUAAUAAACCUAAGGUUGCCAGUAAAUUUCAAUUCAAAUUUAAAGGGCCAUAUCGUGUGGUUAAACAAGAAGAAAAUAAUGUAACAUAUAAAACAUCAAAGAGAGGAAAAGAGGUCACGGACAAUAUUGAAAACGUUAAGAAAUAUUAUAAAAGAGGCAAUGAGGCUAAGAAAAAUUCCGAUUCUUAA